UAAAGAGGUUGAAGCGGACAUCGCUGUCAGUGAUGCUGCAGUUGUUGGCAUUGACGGCUUCGCCGAUGCUAGCGCAGACAAAGAUGAGUCUGCUGGCCCACGCACACAACCCGGUACCACCACAACCACCGAUGACGUCACCAUCAAGCAUCGCUCAGGGCCGUGCCCGGGCAUGCCCUCCAACGCCGAAAGCACCUUGGAGGUCUCGAUUGACGUGAUUAACGGAAUACCAGAUAACAGUUAGAUGGCCGUCGAUGAGAGCGGUAUUUUUUUUACGGGACCACUUCCAAUCGAGAACCAAACGGAAGUUAAUGAGGAAGGCGGGCCUACUACAGACCCCGACACCCGCUUCUAGAAUCAAUGGUGCCGCGCCGUCGCCUCGCAUCAACCACCGAAACCGAAUCCACCGGGAACUACGAUAUCCUGCUAUGGCUUCACCUGGACGUCUACGAGGCAGUCAAUUACAACACCACAUUGGCUGUCAGUGUCAUCGACCUCGGCGCCAUCUUCGGCCAGCUUCUCUCCCUGGUACCGUACAUCCUCCAGCGACCGAGGCUACCUCCGAGCUCCUAGCAAGCGACCCCAUAAGGACGUUUGAGGAGCUACUGGAAGCCGAAGGCCAGCUCAAAAAUGUCCGAUACUCUACGGACAUUGACUCAAGUAUGCUUGCCCAACGGAAAAGGCUUUGUCUCCCGGCCACCUCUCCAAUUUGGCCCCUCGGAACCGGUGACAGCCGGUUUGACAACUUGCCAGCACAAAUUCCUGGCAUACACACACCGAUGACAUACAUUUCCGACAGCGAAUUCUACUGGGAGAGAUGAAAGCAUGCCUGAAGAACAAAAACCCACACCCGCAGCCGCACUUGAAGCACAUCAUAGCACUGGCCAUUUCGCUUUAUGGCGACGCUCACACCAUCUCAGUACAACCGCUGCUGCGUAGAACUCGCCACUGCCUAGUCGGUCAUGUCCAGCCCAACGGCACAGUCAUCGAGCGCCCCCGCAUGGUUUAUGCGGCCUUCAAG
Molecule: messenger RNA, 1021 nt
Organism: Aplosporella prunicola CBS 121167
Lineage: Eukaryota; Fungi; Ascomycota; Dothideomycetes; Botryosphaeriales; Aplosporellaceae
Exons: 1
Coding region: 255-821 (188 amino acids)
Source: RefSeq, a predicted model, not a curated record